Ilex paraguariensis (yerba mate) is the source of this 1305-nucleotide messenger RNA. NCBI's taxonomy places the organism in Eukaryota, Viridiplantae, Streptophyta, Magnoliopsida, Aquifoliales, Aquifoliaceae. The record is from the annotation of a GenBank genome assembly.
AUGCCAUCAGUAGUAGUAGCUUGCAAUUCUUCUCUUCCGCCUCUCCACUCUCAUCGAAUCAGUGUCUCUCCCACUCCUAGACGGUUCUUGGGCCGCCGCGAGCUCUGCUUCGACAGCAUUUCCUCUGUCUGCUCCGAUGACUCCUCCUCCUCCGACGUUGCCUCCUCUCGUCCUACUUCCACUCAAAGGACUGGUUGUGAAGAUAGGAAGGGUUUGGGCGAAGUAAUACAGAAAUUCCUUCCUCACACAUCGCGUCGGGUGUUAUUUGCAAAUAUAUUCAUUUACUCGUGCUAUCAUCCUUCAAGGUACUUAUCAGCUUAUGCUUUAGGAGAUCCAUCUGUGACUGUUGAGGAAGUAACACCCCCUGUCUUUCCUUCUGGGAAACUUUUUCCUUCUGAGGAAAGAAUUGUCCAACUCUUUGAACAGAAUACUUAUUCUGUUGUCAACAUAUUUGAUGUAACUUUGCGUCCUCAACUCAAUGUCACGGGUUUCGUUGAGGUUCCUGAAGGAAAUGGCUCUGGAGUUGUCUGGGAUGGACUAGGGCACAUUGUGACAAAUUACCAUGUAAUUGGUAAUUCCCUUUCAAGAAAUCCAAGCCGUGGGCAAGUUGUUGCACGAGUUAAUAUCCUUGCUUCGGAUGGGGUGCAAAAGAAUUUUGAAGGUCAGCUCGUUGGUGCAGACCGCGCUAAGGAUCUUGCUGUUUUGAAGGUGGAAGCCUCUGAAGAUCUAUUGAGGCCAAUAAAGGUGGGGCAGUCAUCAUCUUUAAAAGUUGGCCAACAGUGUUUAGCCAUUGGAAAUCCAUUUGGCUUUGAUCACACACUCACUGUCGGGGUUAUUAGUGGACUAAAUCGAGACAUAUUUAGUCAAACUGGAGUCACAAUUGGUGGAGGAGUUCAAACAGAUGCAGCCAUCAAUCCUGGAAACAGUGGAGGUCCUCUGUUGGAUUCUCGUGGGAAUUUAAUUGGGGUUAACACUGCAAUAUAUACUCAGACAGGGACUUCAGCAGGUGUAGGGUUUGCCAUUCCAUCCUUAACCGUGGUAAAGAUAGUGCCUCAGCUGAUCCAAUUUGGAAAAGUUGUGCGAGCUGGUUUAAAUGUUGAUAUUGCUCCAGACCUGAUUGCAAAUCAACUUAAUGUACGAAAUGGAGCUCUGAUUCUGCAGGUUCCUCUGAAUAGUCUGGCAGCCAAAGCUGGUCUUCUUCCCACUACGAGGGGCUUUGCUGGUAAUAUUGUACUAGGGGAUAUCGUCGUGGCAGUGGACAACAAACCUGUGAGCUUUCUUUUACUCCAAUUGUGCUUCUACUAA